AUGGCCUCCUCGACCGCAGAGCUCGUCACGCAGCACAUCGUCGAGGGUCAUCGAGCUCGCCUCAGCCACGGCAACGACCAUGACCACGCCCUCGACGCUGAAAUCGCCGACGCCCUCGGCCCCUCAUCGUCAAACCUCGUCAACCGCCUGCGCCACAUCAGGGCCGAGGCAAAAGUCACCACCCAAGGCCGAUUCACCACUGACGACGUUCAUAUCGCCCCAGCACAUGCUCACGGCUGCGACGCCGGUCCUAGCCGCCUUCGCCGCCUCCAACAUUCGCCGCCCGACACUGCCCUGACCGAGCUCUGCUGGCGCGAUGGUGUCCUCACCUGGUCCCGCGGCUGCAAGGUGGUCCGCACGUUCACGUUUCCGGAACCCAUCCUGCAGGCAUUCUGGACUUGGAUGGAGGUCGACAGCCCGGACCCCAUCGAGCGCGCCCCCGGCAAGCGACCCUCGAGCGCCGCCGCCCCUCGUUCUCCUGCCGACCAGCAGGUGGCAGCCCGCACUCUUCUACGCACCCGCGGCGCGUUUUCGGCGCUACAGAGACAUCGCUCCCACCAAUCCGCCAGUGGCGCGACCAACCGCGAUGGCCUCCGCGCCUCGCACGACCCAGAGUCGGCCCAUCUCGAGCGCACCCUCUGCAUCUUCUUCCAGCAGGGGCUCCUGCUCCACAUCCCGCGCCGUGGCGAGGAGCAUCGCAUCGACCUGCCCUUCCGGCCCGCGCGCGCCUUUCCCAUGCCCGUCGGCCUGUUCAUCCAGAGGCAGACCGAGAACGAGGACGUCGAGAUCGCCGACCGCCUGCAGCGCCAGCACCGUCGUUUCGACGACCAUCGCGACGCAUCCUCGUCCGCCUCGGGCAUGGGCUACCCCUUCCCCAACGUGGCCGCCUCGAUGCUCGACCCGCAGACUCCGGACUUUGGUCCCUACAUGCCGUCUGGCGGAGAUAUGGACAUGGACAUGGACAUCGACGAAGACGACGAGGACCAGCUGGCGUCCACCAUCCUCCCCAUGGCCUUCCACCUGCGACGACCCUUUGACGAACUGGCCCAGGUCGAUCGCUAUCCUCAGAUCUCUGAAUCGGUGAAUACAAGCGGGGGCUCGGAUGGCGCCCACUUUGUCCACGGCCCCGCAACGCCCUUCACCGACGUCGACGAGGCCAUUGUGUUUGUCUCGCAGUGCACCGAGCAGUCGCCGCUGCCGGUGCUGGUGACCGCGAGCCACCGCACCCGCUCGAUCCGCAUCUACGCGUUCUCCGAGACUCCCACGCGGCCCAUGUCCACCUCGAUCAUCCUCUCGUCGCGCCUCGCCGCCGGCACUCAGGGCUCCAGCGACCUCCCGGGCUCGCAGUCGAUCGACAUGAAGCUCGAUCUCGUCGCCGCACAGGACUCGUCCUCGGCCGGUCCAUCGACGACGGCCAGGCCGGACGAAACAGGCGUCGAUCCGCAGAGCUCGUUGGCGCGAGGCAUCGGAAGGGGCCUGCCCUCGACGCGCAAGAGCGGGCGGAUCGAGCUCGAGAGGCGGUCCAGCACCAAGUCGGUGCCCAUGGGCCGCGACCCCAGCGGCCGCAGCCGCCGCAUCAGCGCGAUGCACGCCGGCAACAACGAGCGUCGGAUGGCCAGCCGGGCCGACGAGGUCGGUGCCCUGGCGAGGGAUCGGACCAUGAACGGCAACGUAUCGCAGACCGUCGACGGCCUGCGGAGGCAGAGCCAGGCCCUCACCCAGGAGGCGAUGCUGGGUGAGCUGACCAACGGCAACGUCAGCGUGCGGGUGCCCUCCUCGGCCCGCCUGCGCAGGAGCUCGCAGGCGGUCAGGACGCCCUAUGCCGGGCCGCGCACCACGACGCGACAGCCGGGCACGGCGGCCCGAACGCCCGCGGCGAGGACGCGCCUGUCGAUGUCGAUGCCGCGGCCCGACGCCAGCAUCGACAACUUCGAUCUCACCUCGUACCCUGCGGCCGGUCCGAGCACAGGCAAGCUGGGCGCCUACGAGCCGGAGGCGCUCGACGCCAACGACUCGUCGUCUCGCUCGGCCGAGUCCGACCCCCUUGGCGGUCUGGCCGACCUGGACAACUUUGCCCGCAGCUUCGCCACCGUCGCGCUGCUCGAAGAGAUCCCGGCGGCGGGCCUCAACAGCGCCGACAGUUGCCAGAAGAUCGACGUCAAGGUGGCGCGCUUCUCUGCGGCCAGCGACAGCCCAGUCCACCUCUACAUCUCGGUGCCAGCCCUGGGCCAGACCUUCUGCCGCCUGGUGCGGUGGCGCAGUUUCGCCGCCGAGGGGGGCCGCACCCGCCGGGCUCUGCACUCGGGCAAGCCGGAGGCGUCGUCUGCGCUGCCGGUGCUGGACACGGCCAUGGUCGCAGUGCUCCCGUCCCAGGGCGGCGUAGCCAGCGGCGUCGUCGUCGUGGAUCCCGACAACUCGCUGUCGCUCUGGAUCGGCCCGGCAGGGCGCGGGCAGGGGCCGCUCAAGCUGGGAGCCUGGAGGAGGUGGUCGAUCGGGCGGCAGCGCAGCCCCAAGAACGAGACGCUGGCAAUAUCUUCGACCAUCCGCCAUGUCUCGUCAGUGCAAGGCACCACGCUGCGGCUCCACUUCGCCGAGCACGACGACGCGGUGCAGGUCGACCUCGACUUCGAGCCGCGCUGCUCGCUGACCCAACGCACGCUCCGGCUUCUCUCGGCGAUGCUGCCGCCCGGCGCGUACGCUUCGUUAAAGGGCGCCUGGAUCGCCAAUCGCUUUGGCCUGGACAAGCCCCAGGAGCAGCAGGGCCCGCCUCUGCCGGGUCAGGACUGGGAGACGCUUGUGCAGGUGCUCGGAGGCAGCUCCGCCGUCCAGUCCGGGGCCGCUGAGGCGACGGGCAUCGCUCCCCUAGAUCGAUUGGCCAUGUCGCUGUCGCAUGCGGAAGAGGGCGACAACGACAUCUUUGCCGGGUGGAGACAGCUGCCUGCAGGGGAGGGACCAGCGUCGAGCACGAACGCCGCACCCAAGCCCGUCAGCCUCACGUCGUACGACCGGCGCACCGUCGCCGCCGUCCUCCACCUGCUCGCGCAGGAGAGCCGGCUCGACUCGAUCGCGGCCACGUCCGACCUGCCGCGACUGGUGCGGCUGCUCGUCCAGGUGGCAUCGGCUUGCGGGCUCGACAGCUGGCUCGACUAUUGGAAGCUCGUCGCCCCAUCGUCGUCGCAGGCGCCGCCCGCCUGCCCAGUUGACGGCCAGACGGCAGAUCCGAGGGCCGAGGCCAAUGCCGCACCGUUCGACGUCUACGAGACGCUGUCUCGACAGCUAAAGGGCAAGACCAAGGCGACCAUCGCCGACCUUGCGCGCGAGGUCGCUCGCAGCGUCGUACCCUCCGCGACGCACGAGGUGCUGCUCGAUGUCUGCGGCAGGACGUCGCAGCUGCUCGAGCUCUACGCUCUCUUUGCGCCCGUCCAAGGCCAGGCGGCGCCGGUGGCGCACCGCGUCGUGGAGCGGAUGAUCUCGCUCGGCGUCGGCCACGACGAGGUGCGAAGUCUACCGCUCGGGUUGGCGUUGCCGCUGCUCGAGGCGAUCCGCAGCUCGCAACUCGACCCUCCGAUGCGCUGGUCCGCGGAGGCGUUCCGGCUGGUCCAUCGGACCGACCUGGCCAUGCACCUGCUGGCGCGCACCACGGGCUACAGCACCGACCUCGAGCAGGCCGUGUCGCACAAGCUGCUCCGCACCAUGCCGAGGCGCUCGCACCUCGACCCGCUGUGCGCCCUCAUCUUCAACCGCGACUUCCGCCUCGCCGACGUCGUCCGGAUGCUCGAGACGACGACCGUCAGCACCGUCCACGUGCCCGAGGUCGAAGACCAGCCCGAGGCGGCGGUGCUCGAGCAGCACGCGCGCGCCGUCGCCGCCAUCACCGAGAGGACCAAGGCGGUGCCCGUCGGUCGGGGCAUGCUCUACAUGGCCUCACGGCCCUUCCACGCUACGCAAAAGUGGCACAUCCCCCCGCUGUGCCUCGGCGUCAAGGUGGUGCCUCGAGGCACGCUCGUCGAGCCCGACGCCAAGGCCGACGCCGCCCUCUUCGAGUGGCCCGAGUUCCACAACGGCGUCGCCUCGAUCCUCGAGGUCUGCGUGCCGCAAGGCGCAAAGGUCGAUUCCAAGUGGAUCUUUUCGCACCUCGGCGAAGAGCCCACGGCCAAGCACGCCGGCUUCCUGUUUGGGCUCGGCCUCACAAAGCACCUGCCGGCGCUGACGCCCGUGCACGUCUUCCGCUACCUCAAGGCCCGCCACAACCUGCUGACCAUCGGCUUCCUGCUGGGCCUGGCCGCCGCCGCCGUGGGCACGGGCGACCCCGCCGCGCGCCACCUGCUCGGCAUGCAGCUCGUCGCCUUCCUCCCGCCGGGCUCGGCGCCGCUCAACCUGUCGAUCCUCACCCAGACGGCGGGGCUGCUGGCCAUGGGCCUCGUCUUCCUCGGCAGCAACCAUCGCUGGACAGCGAGCCGGAUGCUCCAGCAGAUCGGGGCUGCCGAGUCGCCGAUCCCCGACGUCCAGUCGCAGCAUCGCGAGGCCUACUCGCUGUCGGCCGGCCUCGCGCUCGGGCUCAUCAUGCUGGGCAAAGGCAGGAGCGACGGCAUGGCCAGCCUGCCCGACAAGCGCAUCGUCGUCAAGCUCGAGCAGCUCAUCAACGGCUCCCUCGGCGACAUGCAGCGGAGCAAGCGUAAGCCGAGCGCCGUCAAGGUGGAGCUCAAUCCGGACCUCAGCCUCACCUCGAUCCCGGCCAGCGUGGCGCUGGGCCUCAUCUUCCUGCGCAGCAACCGCCGGGACGUUGCCGACGUCCUCUGGCUGCCGACGACCGACGAGCUGCUCGACUACAUCCGCCCGGACGUGCUGCUGGUGCGCGUGCUGGCGCGCUACCUCAUACUGUGGGACGACAUCCGCUGCUCGGUCGAGUGGAUCGAGGGCGUGCUGCCAGAGUGGAUGCGGGUCGGCAGGGCCAAGGCGGGCCGUGAGCUGUCCGAGGCGGCGCAGCUGGCGUCGAUCAACAUGAAGGCGGGCGCCUGCUUCGUCAUGGGCCUCAAGUACGCCGGCUCACACGACGCGCGCGCCCGCGCGUGCCUGCUGCAGCAGCUGGCUCAGCUCAACCGGGAUGCCAAGACCAAGGCGCUCACCUACUUUUCCAAGAUCCGCCAGUCUGCGCUGCGCGCUGCGGCCGACCUGGUCACGGUUUCGCUCGCGGCGGUGGUGGCGGGCAGCGGCGACCUCGAGGUGCUGCGGACGCUGCGCAUGGCGCACGGCGACGUCGAUUCGGAGCGCAGCUACGGCUCGCACAUGGCCACCCACAUGGCCAUCGGCCUGCUCUUCCUCGGCGGAGGCCGGCUGACGCUGGGGUCGUCGGACUCGGCGAUCGCGGCGCUGCUGAUCGCCUUUUUCCCGCGCUUCCCCGGCAGCAGCACCGACAACCGCGCGCACCUCCAGGCCUUCCGCCACCUGUGGGUGCUGGCGGCGGAGCCUCGCCUGCUGAUCGCCAAGGACGUCGAGAGCGGCGAGGCAGCUGCCGUGCCCAUGCGCAUCCAGACCCGCCUCGACGGCUCCCACAUCGACGAGACCGACCAGGAGACGGCCAUCCGCACGUCGACGCUCGGGUUCGCGCCGACGCUGCUGCCGAGCCUGGACCGGAUCGUCGGCGUCUCGACCAACACGGCGAGGUACUGGCCCACAUCGCUGCAGGUGGCCGACUCGGUGCAGCACGCCCAGACGCUGCUCCACUCUCGCAUCUUGCACGUGCAGCGCAAGACGGGCUACCUCUCGUACAGCGACGACCCGCUGGGCAGCCGGAGCAUCUUUUCCAGGUCGCUCGGCACGGCGCCGCUGGAUCUGGGCCAAGGGGCGGCGGCCGGGCUGGGACCGUCGAUGGACGACCUGCGCGAGCUGGUGCAUGGCUUUGCGAGCGGCGGCAAGCACGAGGAGCUCGUGGAGCGCCUGUGCGGCGACGUGGCGGCGGCAAGGGAGGAAGCGACGACGGCGGGGGCAGGCUUCCAGGCGCUGCUGCGGACGAUCGUCAUGGAGUGCCUGACGCUCGACAAGGCGUACGUCCUGCCCAUUUACCUGGCGAUGGUGCUGGCACUCGAGCUGGCGCCAAGCGCGGGGGAGGGUGCGGUCGCCACGCUCAACGACCUGCAGUUCGCCGAGUCGUUCUACGACGACGUCUUUGAGCGCGUCGCUGCCGUUGCUGCGAUGCAGGCAGAGGGAGGGCCUCGUGCGGCGGCAGCGGCGGCAGCAGCGGAGCAGCCACACCGGGCGCCGCUGGUACAGCUCGGCCUGCUGUCCAAGAUCCUCUAUACGGCUCGGCAGCGCGGGCGCGAGGCGAUCGACGAGCGGCCGGAAGCGCAGCGUGCGCUUGCCGCCUUCCUCGAGCGCAGCGAGUCGUGCGCACCGGCGACGACGACGGCGGACGGCACGGGCGAUGCGCUGGCGUUCCUCUGGGCGGCCGAGGGGCGGCCCAAGAUCGAGACGAUGCGCGAGCUAGCGAGCCUGGUGCGUCGUGCUGCCCUCGAUGCGGUACAGCAACAGCAACAGCAAAGCGGCGGCGGUGGUGGUGCGGACGACGAAGGGCGGAGGAGAGCGGAGCUGGUGGACGCGCUGCGCACCACGGCCAGAAUGGCGAUCCAGGCCUACGAGGCGACGGACGAGGCGGAAGGGGAAGGGGACGGGGCACGAGGAGCGGCGAGCGCGAGGGCGAGCGCGGGCCGGUGGUCUGCCUACCUGGUCGACAAGGUUGUCGAGAUCGUCGUGGCGAGGGCGCUGGCGUAG
This is a messenger RNA of Pseudozyma flocculosa PF-1, 6768 nucleotides long. RefSeq lists its product as uncharacterized. Gene Ontology annotation, molecular function: molecular adaptor activity. The record is from RefSeq and is a predicted model, not a curated record. The coding region runs from base 1 to 6768 and encodes 2255 amino acids. Gene Ontology annotation, biological process: protein K11-linked ubiquitination; metaphase/anaphase transition of mitotic cell cycle; anaphase-promoting complex-dependent catabolic process. NCBI's taxonomy places the organism in Eukaryota, Fungi, Basidiomycota, Ustilaginomycetes, Ustilaginales, Ustilaginaceae. Gene Ontology annotation, cellular component: anaphase-promoting complex. The transcript has 2 exons.